Molecule: messenger RNA, 2160 nt
Organism: Fusarium pseudograminearum CS3096
Lineage: Eukaryota; Fungi; Ascomycota; Sordariomycetes; Hypocreales; Nectriaceae
Exons: 9
Coding region: 1-2160 (719 amino acids)
Biological process (GO): positive regulation of transcription from RNA polymerase II promoter by galactose; DNA-templated transcription
Cellular component (GO): nucleus
Molecular function (GO): zinc ion binding; RNA polymerase II cis-regulatory region sequence-specific DNA binding; DNA-binding transcription factor activity, RNA polymerase II-specific
Source: RefSeq, a predicted model, not a curated record
AUGACACCUGAAGAAGAAUCCCAAUCGGAGUCGGUAAAACAGAACCGAAAAGCAAACAAUGUGGAGCCAGCACCCAAGAGACGCCGGGUUGCGCUAGCCUGUUCAGCAUGCAGGAUCCGCAAGUCAAGGUGUAAUGGAGCACGGCCAAGAUGCGACACAUGUGAGAAGCUAGGUUUUGAAUGUCUCUAUGAGCAGCAAGAAACGUCGGCCAAUCUUCUCGUCCCAAAGGAUCUGUUUGCCGCCCUGGAAGCAAAGGUUAAUCUUUUAGAAGCCAAUGUUCAGAAACAAGAUGGAAGGCUCAUUCUGGUCGAGGAUUCAAUAUCCAAGAUUGGAAAUGACCUUAUUCCACAUCAUCCAAAGUCGGGUGAUGUGGUUGUGAAUAUUGACAAAAUGGAUGAGUCUUGUGCAGAUCAAAACAACACCGAUGGCAUGGCCGUCUCAUUUGUUGACGAGCAGGACUGUGGAUUCUUUGGGCCGUCGUCCAACAUCGCAUUAAUGAGGCACAUCCGAAAGGUCAUAGACCUCAACAGGCCACAGACUAGCCAGCCCUCAUCUCUAACCCCAGCUUCAGAGUUUAGUGUCUAUGAGGGUGGCCUGGUAAGCAGCUCAACCACACUACCCCAGACCUCACAAGACUCAUCCAAGACAUUGGGUGUCAAUCUCUUACCCCCGGAUGAGGUGAUGAAACGCCUAAUCAGUGCAUACUUUGCCAAUACAGGACUUUUAUUCCCAUUCAUUCACCAGCAGGAGUUUCUAGACACAUAUCAACGUUUCCAAGCAAGUGGUUUUAGGACUGACGUUCGUCGGACCUGGCUGGGCUUACUAAACAUGAUACUUGCUAUGGCUACUUGUACAUCGUGCUGGGAAGACUCUGGAAGUGAGACACAUUUCGAGGAAUCUGACAUAUUCUACCGCCGAGCUCAAGAGCUUUGCCAAACGCAAAUGUUCCGAGGUACCACGCUCGAGAUAGUGCAAUUUCUUUUGCUCACGAGUCAGUAUCUUCAGGGUACCCACAAGUCAGUUCAUACUUGGACAAUACACGGUCUUGCCGUAAAAGGCGCCAUGUCUAUUGGACUGCAUUCAAGAGAUAUUGCCUCCAAAUUCACUCCUCUUGAGCAGGAGAUUAGGAAACGCACAUGGUUUGGAAGCCUCAGUAUGACAUUUGGGCGUCCAUGUUCAAUUCCAGAAGAAUACAUUCGUCUUGACCUUCCCAAGCCCUUAGCCUCUGAUGAAACGCAGCAGCUCAGCACGGCAUUUUAUAAUGCAUCAAUACAAUUGUACAGAAUUAUGGGCAAGAUAAUUGUAUCUCUCUACGGAAGCAACCUUGGAUGUGAAGACCAAGCGUCAGAUACUUCAACCAUGACAUAUAUUAUUCAGUUUGAACAAGAACUCACAGACUGGCAGAAUAACUUGCCCCAUCGUCUGAGUCUGCAUAGCGCAAAUGAAGUUACACAAGCAGAUAUGCACGAUUCGACAAUUGAACGCUUUCGAAUCAUCCUGACGCUCAGACAUCUCAACAUUCAGCUUCUCCUUCACCGCCCAAUGUUUAUCCGAUCCCUGGGUGCCCUACUUAAGGAUCCUAAAAUGCCACACCGAAAUGCUGGGUCAGUCAAUAGCAUGCAAGCCAGUUUCGACAGGGUGUUUGUACAGGCGGCAGAGAGUACGAUAGAUAUCAUAUACUCGGUACUUACAAGACCUGAUCAUGGUCGCCAUUUGAUCGGCGCCUGGUGGUUCACACUCUAUUAUGCCUUUAGUGCAGCACUGGCUGUUUUUGGAGGCUUGUUGAUCUCACUCGACUUGGAAGACGAAUUUGCAAGUACCAAUCGUCUUGACAAAGUAAAGAAGUAUCUUAACAAAGUCUCCGAAACACUUUUGAGACUCAGUGGCCAUAAUGUUAUUGUGUUACGCUGCUCUAAAUUCUUACAACAGCUCAUCAGGAUAGUCAAUGCAUGGGAUUCAAGGCCUCAUCAAGAAGUCAAUUCCGAAAGUCAAUACACAGAAUCACACUCAUUCGCAGCAGGUCACUUUGACAUUGAGUCAGAUUUGCUGUCCACUAUGCCACAGUGGGAAGGCCCUGCACUUAAUCUUGGCGAUGAGCUUGAGCUGGGACAUUUCUUUGCGAGCGAUUCACAGAGGUGGUUUGAGCGAGCUCAGUGGUAA